GAGGAGGCGGAGGGAGGAGGCUACUGCAGGCCCCGCAUACACCGGAGGAUACGGAGGGAAAACCGGAACCCUGGAUUAACCCCUUAGGUUAGGAGCGCGGGGAGAACAAGGCGGUCUCCGCUAACUCCCCGGGCGGCGCUAUGAAGGUGACGGUGAGCUUCGGUAGGACCCGGGUAGUGGUGCCCUGUGGGGACGGGAACUUGAAAGUUUCAAGCCUCAUCCAGCAAGCGGUGACCAGGUACAAGAAGGCCAUAGCCAAGGACCAUAAUUACUGGAUACAAGUUCACCGACUAGAGCAUGGGGAUGGUGGCAUUUUGGACCUUGAUGACAUUCUUUGUGACGUGGCUGAUGACAAGGACAGACUUGUCGCUAUAUAUGAAGAACAAGAUCCACAUCAUGGGGGAGAUGGCACAAGCGCAAGUUCUACUGGCACUCAAAGCCCGGAAAUCUUUGGCAGUGAACUUGGAACGAACAGCAUGUCAGCUUUCCAGCCUUACCAAGCAACAAGUGAAAUUGAGGUCACCCCUUCAGUCCUGCGAGCAAAUAUGCCGCUCCACGUGCGACGUAGCAGUGACCCAGCUCUCGCCGGGAUAACCACUUCUGUUAGCGACUCCAACUUCUCUUCUGAAGAGCCGUCCCGUAGAAAUCCAACUAGAUGGUCUACGACUGCAGGGUUCACAAAGAAAAACCCUCAUACGGGCCACAGCUCCAAUGACAGAAAGAAGGAUGAGAACUACAGGAGUCUGCCCAGGGAUACCAGUAAUUGGUCUAAACAGUUUGAAAGAGAUAAAGCUCGCUCUUCCUUGAGUGCCAGUCACCCUCUGGUGGACAAGUGGCUAGAGAGGCAGGAGCAGGAUGAGGAUGAUGGAGAGGAGAACAGUCGGGUGGAACCUGUUGGUCAUGCAGACACCGGCUUGGAACGAACCUCCAGCUUCUCCCUUGAUGACAUGGUGAAGCUGGUGGAAGUCUCCAAUGAUGGCGGACCUCUAGGGAUCCAUGUAGUGCCUUACAGCGCCCGAGGCGGAAGAACCCUUGGAUUAUUAGUAAAGAGACUGGAGAAAGGAGGUAAAGCUGAACGGGAGAAUCUGUUCCACGAAAAUGAUUGUAUCGUCAGAAUUAACAAUGGUGACCUCCGCAACCGAAGAUUUGAACAAGCUCAGCAUAUGUUCCGUCAAGCCAUGCGCUCUCCCAUGAUCUGGUUUCAUGUGGUGCCAGCAGUUAACAAAGAACCAUAUGAACAACUAUCCCAAAGCGAGAACAACAGCUACUAUUCCACCCAACAUGUGCCCGAUCCAUACAUUGAGAAUAGGAAUUUCCACAGCCCUGGUCCCGAGCAGACACUACAGAGAAUACCCCGUCAAGCAAACCAGACAGAGCCUUUGGACUCUUACCCACAUCUACCUCAUAGUAUCAGUACAGCAGGAAAACCACCAACCGGCCUAACGCCAUCACCGCAGCGAGGUGUCAGCUCUCCAACCAGCGCUUAUGGUACCAAAAAAGGAAAAAAGCUAUACAUACAGCUGAAAAAAGGGGCUGAAGGCUUGGGGUUCAGCAUUACAUCAAGAGAUGUUCCUCUUGGGGGUUCAGCUCCAAUCUAUGUCAAGAACAUCCUGCCGAGAGGAGCAGCAAUCCAAGAUGGCAGAUUGAAAGCUGCAGAUAGACUGUUAGAGGUGAAUGGUGUAGACUUGACCGGAAAGACCCAAGAAGAAGUUGUAUCAUUACUGAGAAGCACGAAAAUGGGAGGCUGUGUGAAUCUCCUAGUCCUCCGACAAGAUGAAAGUUUCCAACCACGCGAGCUGACUGCUGAAUCAAAUCCUGUCCCGACGAAUACAAGAGAACCGAAACCAGAAGAAGACGAUCUUGUUCUCACGCCUGAUGGAACGAGAGAAUUCCUAACAUUUGAAAUUCCACUGAAUGAUUCCGGAUCCGCAGGUCUCGGUGUUAGCGUGAAGGGCAACCGAUCAAAAGAGAACCAUGCCGACCUGGGCAUUUUUGUAAAGGCGAUCAUCAAUGGUGGAGCAGCGUCCAAAGAUGGAAGGCUUCACGUAAAUGACCAGCUUGUCGCUGUCAAUGGUGAAUCCCUACUGGGCAAAACAAAUCAAGAUGCCAUGGAGACUCUGCGGAAAUCUAUGUCAACAGAAGGGAAUAAACGAGGAAUGAUUCAGCUCAUCGUAGCCAGGAGAAUAAAGAGGAACGAGUUGGAGUCACCUGGAAGCCCCUCGGGGCCUGAAUUGCCCAUUGAGACAAUGCUGGACGACAGGGAACGAAGAAUUUCCCACUCUCUGUACAGCGGCAUUGAAGGAUUUGACGAAUCGCCCACAAGGAAUGCUGCAUUAAGUAGGAUAAUGGGUAAAUACCAGCUAUCCCCAACAGUGAACAUGCCUCACGAUGACACUGUGAUCAUUGAAGAUGACAGGGCCCUACCGCUGCCGCCUCAGCUCUCCGACCAAUCGUCUUCCAGCUCUCACGAUGAUGUAGGGUGCAUUACGGACUCUGCUGGCGCCUGGGCCAAAACCGUAGCUAGUGAAUCUACGGAGAGCAGCACUCUGAGCCCAGAUGUAGAUCCGUCCCUUGCCUUCCAGAGAGAAGGAUUUGGACGCCAGAGCAUGUCGGAAAAGCGCACCAAGCAAUUUGGAGACGCCAGUCAAAUGGACUUUGUUAAAACCCGGAAAUCAAAAAGCAUGGAUUUAGGUAAAAAAUUAGCUGACGAGACUAAGAUCAGUGCAAUGGCUGACCACACCGCAGGUUCCCCCAGCAGAGAUGUGGGGCCUUCAUUAGGCCUGAAGAAAUCCAGCUCAUUAGAAAGCCUGCAGACAGCUGUGGCUGAGGUGACUUUGAAUGGUGACAUUCCUUUCCAUCGCCCACGCCCACGGAUCAUUCGAGGACGAGGCUGCAAUGAGAGCUUCCGAGCCGCUAUUGACAAGUCCUACGACAAGCCACCCGUCGAUGAUGAUGAUGAAGGAAUGGAGACAUUGGAGGAGGACACAGAAGAGAGCUCCAGAUCAGGACGGGAGUCGGUGUCUACUGCCAGUGACCAGCCUUCCCAUUCUCUUGAGAGGCAAAUCAAUGGUUCAGACAAGUCUGAUCGCAAAAAGGACAAGAGUUCGAAGGAAAAGAAAAAAGACAGAGAUAAAGAUAAAGGCAAAGCGAAGAAAGGCGGAAUGCUGAAGGGCCUGGGAGACAUGUUCAGGUUUGGCAAACAUCGAAAAGAUGACAAGAUUGAACACAGGGGAUCAUGGAAAACGAAAAUGCAAGAAGCCCACCCUUCAGAAGAUGACAGGAUGCGAAUGAGGCAAGAACAGGAGAGGAUUCAGGCAAAGACACGCGAGCUUCGCGAAAGACAAGCCAGAGAAAAGGACUAUGCCGAGAUCCAAGAAUACUCAAAGAAUUACGGAGGGCUGGAAGAUCCCUCUUACGCCAGCACUGGUCACUAUGACACGGUGGCCAGCAGUGGUACCCUAAAUAUGAACAGCAGACCCCAAAGUCCAAGAGAUAGCAAGCAGAUGGAAGCAUUGUAUGCUCAAGUAAAGAAACCGAGGAACGCGAAGCCUCCACCUGUAGACAGCAAUCGAUCAACUCCAAGCAAUCAUGACCGGAUACAGCGCCUUCGUCAGGAAUUCCAACAAGCCCGGCAUGAAGAUGAUGUGGAUGAACGCAGGCGUACAUAUAGUUUUGAACAACCUUGGCCAAACAACACAACGUAUAAUCAGAGCGGACGGCAUUCGGUGUCUGUGGAAGUACAGAUGCAAAGGCAGAGGCAGGAAGAGCGGGAGAGUUUUCAGCAAGCCCAACGCCAGUACAGUUCAUUACCCAGGCAAAGUAGAAAGAAUCCAAGUUCUGUGUCUCAAGAUUCGUGGGAGCAAGCUUAUGCUCCUGGAGAAGGUUUUCAGACUGCCAAGGAGAAUCCCAGGUAUUCCAGUUAUCAGGGAUCUCGGAACGGUUACAUGGGUGGACAUGGUUUCAAUGCCAGAGUUAUGAUGGAAGCUCAAGAACUUCUCAGACAGGAGCAGAGACGAAAGGAACAACAACUCAAAAAGAAAGUGCCCUCGGAUGCACCAAAUAAUUAUGACUCUUAUAAAAAGGUCUCUGAUCCUAAUUAUGCCCAGGCUAAAGGUCCUUUGCGCCAGGAUGUACCACCGUCUCCAUCUCAGGUAGCGCGACUCAACAGAUUACCACAAGAACAGGGCAGACCAUUUUACUCCUGAGGGACAAGGAACACUAAAUAAAACGGCAAUAACAGAUUUUUCAUGAAAGACUUUGUAUUAUUUUUUAAUUGGACGGUACUAUGGUGCAUAUCAUGUUUGUUUCAGUGCCUUUUGCAUUUUGGGCAACGUAACAGUGGACCUCUUCACUGACUUUGUUCUCUUGGACUGAAGUGAUAGGUACACAGAAGGAUGUUUCACGAUAAGACAAUCACAGGCGACAUUACGUCUGCCCCCUAGAAUCAUACCGUUCAGCUCAGUUUCAUGAAAUGUCAAGAGUCUGCCAUGCUGCGCUAAGUUUUAUUUUGCUAUGCAUUUUUUUUACUGACCUAAUAUAUUGUGGGAAAGGAAUGAGUUGGUUUGUACUCAAUGGUUUCUUUUACUUUUUUAUACUUAUGUUGGAUGGUUUACUAAAGUAUUAUUUCUGUGUUAUCAGACAACCCGUAAUUGCUCAUGUAAUCAUUGACACUACUUAUGUUGCGAUACUUUUUGUUUUUAAUCAUGGAUAAACCUAAUACUGUUAUAUUUUGAUGUAUUUAAUGUAUGUGAUAGUUUCACUGUCUUUAAUGCCUUUCAUCUCAGAGACAUGUGUGAAAAAAUGAUUGUUCGUUUCCACUAGAGGUGCAAUCCAUAUUUGAGACUAUUGCUCUAGAUCUAUUUAGGUGGGCACCAUGAAUUUCUCCACUUAUUGUAGCCUGGUAGUUCAUCUAGAUUCCACGACAUCUGAGAUGUCAAAGUGAAUACAAGUUUGGGACAUUCUCCCAACUCAAGAUCUUAACUGGAGCUUCUUAAUGUGGCUAUAGUAGAUAUUCUCCUGGCCUGCUUACUCUAAAGCACAAUAUCUGGGGGGUCUGUUCAGUUGCACCUGUCCUUGGGAUGAAUAUUUUUUUCUGCUGUGACCUGUAAUAUGUUGCUUGAGGAGUAUUCAUAAAAAUGAUGAAGUGGAUUAUUGCAUCACUUCAUGUAAGCCACCAAGUCAUCAUGAUUGGGAGCAAGCAAGCCAGGAAUAUCUUCAACCUACCCGCAUGAGGAACCCUAGGUAUGAUUUUGUGUUUUAAGGGGAUCACACCAAACCUGUACAAGACCGUUUUCUGUUUUACCUAUUAAUUAAGCUACUUGUUUUAAUUAAAUUGAGUGGCUGCAUUCUCACUGAAUCUACAAAAUGGCCGCCCUUGCAGUAUGCAAGCCCUUUACUGUCCAAACAGAUUGAGAGAAAGGUUUGAAUAAGAACAAAGGAAAAAAAAAAAGGAAAAAAAUAUUAAUAGUGUAACAUUGCACCAAGGGUAUGUAGACAAUGCUGUCUUGUGCUUCCAUAUGCCCUGUGUAAUGUGUUGACAGUGUGUGAAUGAAAGGAGAAUGGAGAAAACUGUUACAUGGGGAUCUGAAUCUUGCCAGAAACACACAAUGAAGCUUAAAACCUUGGCUAAUAUUAAUGACAUAGAUAUCAGAUUUUAUAGUAACGCUGAAGUGUUAAGCAAUGAGCAUUCCCUUGUUAUAGGGAGUUACUGCUCAUAUACUCGAUAAGCUGCCACGUACUAUCAUCUUUGUACUGCCCCAAGCUCUUCUAAAGAUGCUGGCGACACAGUUCUAGAAGUUGUGCAGAAAAGUAAUAAAUCAUACAUAUUCCAUAUAUCCCCAUAAUCAUGCAUAUUCUUUAUAUCGGUCAGUUACCUCUUUCACUCGUUAUUCCACUUUUUAUUCCUUUGUUGAUUAAACCACCAUUCAUGAACAGUGGUGGCUGGUUCUUUUAGCCGCUAUCAACCCAGAUUCUCCUAUUUACAUGGUUGGCUUUGCUAACUGUGCUACCAUGACUGGUGCUUUGUUUCAUCAGGUGGGGGAGAAUAUUUUUGACAGCUUCCCAUCCCAAAAUAGGAUCAGUCAAGAACCACCUCAAUGACAUGUUGUUGUUUGUAUAGGGUAAGCUGUCCACAAACUGAGCGUCAGGCUGUGUAUGGAAAGAUAUCAUCUUCUGAUGACCCAAAGUACUUUUUUUUAUCAAAGUGUUUUUCUUGCUAACCUGAUCCUCCCUUAUUUAAAGACAUCUGAGAUCUGAAAAUAGAAUCUUCAGACGGCCAUACACGUGAACAAAAGGUUUGCCAAGCUUGUCCUACGCCAAUGUUUCACAGACACAGUCCUUUUUCCUCCAGAGAUAAGACACUGCAAGAAGGUUCUGGCGGCUGCUUGUUUCCCUCUUCUCACUCAAAGCAGGUGCCUGAUUGGAGGAGCCCAGUGUGUAUAUUUAUGGGGGCACAGCGGCUGGCCACAGAAGUAUUCAGCUGGCAACUAUCUUAAAGGGUCACUGAGUUGUCAUAAAACUUUUUGAUUGGUCAUAGAAACAUAUUAUGGAUGAACAAAUCAAUUUGUUCAUCUUAACAAAUUCUCUGUCUGUGAAGGAUACACAUCUCGCAAGGCCAUUUUAAUCUUGCCAUAUCAAGGCCACGUGAGAUAUGUGGCCAUGGUAAUCUGCCAGCAGAGGGAGUGUCUACAUCUGUGGGAAUGCUCCCUCACAAGUGUUCAUUUGUUUAGAUGAAAUAAUUGAUUAGUACGAAUCAAUUCUCUCAUCCCUAUGACAUAUCAGAAAAUUUUGAUGGAGGGGGUCUGAAUACUGAGAAUCUAACUGAUUGCUAUGAUAAGGAGAGAGAAGCUUUCACGUAUCGCUUUCUCCUCGUUGCAGGGGACGGAAUCAAGACAGGCAGAGAAAGAGAGCAUAAUAUGCGACUGUUUCUCCUCGUUCUAGUGUUUCGUGGGAGUCUCAGCACUCAAAACCUUCCAGUCAAAACCUUUUUCUCUAUGGCAUAUCAAAAGUUUUAUGAAAACUCAGUGACCCUUUAAGUGUAUGGCCGCUUCUUUCAUCAAGACAUCUUUCCAUGUAUGGUUGGCUUUAACCACAUCUUCUCAUGGGCACUCUCCUACUUCUGUUACUGCCAAUCUCUCCUAUAUUUUGGGUAUUUCUUUGCUCUGUCCCUCAGCUUUUUUUCUAGACCUUCUUGAUGGCUUUGUCUUCUACAAAAUCACCCUUCCUUCUGCCUCAGAUCCCCCACUACAACCACUAUUCAAAGUGAUUUCUUAUCACCCUUCGAAGGAAUUACAAAUAUUGAUUUCUUAGCUUUUUAGAAUAACCUCCAUUCCUCAUCUUGCCAUAGUUAAGUCAUCCAGUACCGAUGGUACAUUAUCUUCCAUGCCAUAAUGGUGAAAUGCUUCAUGUGGUUCUGCCAAUACUUCACUUGGAGAAAUUUUAACCUGUGGGCAUUGUACAUUGGAUGCACAUAACCACAAAGAUCUGAGCAAGGUUUGUGCUCUUCAUAUCACCACAAAUGAUCUUUCCAGGCACACUGUGACUAUCUUAUGUUCAAAGAGAUAUGCUAUAAACCACUGUUGUAGGCUGGACGAUCUCUUAUAAUUAUGGAUAGCAGUGAAUGUGUAUAAAGACGGGUAUAUGUGAUCAGCAAGUGACAAUGCUAAAUUGUUACCUAGACAUACAGUAUCUGGCUAUGGCUGCCCAGGAGUUUUCCAUAGUCACCAGAUAACUGGCAUCUGAAGCUGGAAUCCAAUUGUGUCUAUGGACAAUUGUUCGGCUGUUUCUCUGCACUAGUUUAUAUGCAUAAGAUCCACUGUAAUGUUAUUUCCCAUCGUGGCUACUCAUUUCUAUGUGAAACUUUAAGGGAGUCAUGUCUUUCUGUCAAUCUACUUCACAGGCAAUCUGUUACAUAAAAUGUUCUGUGUAUACCACUUGCGAAAGUGCCUAUAAAUCCUCUUCUGAAUAAGGAUACCAAGCUGAAAAUAUCAUGUUAAAAAUGGGGGAGGGGGGGGGGUGAGAAAAAAUACAAAAAAUAAAUAAAAA
Bufo bufo (common toad) is the source of this 8043-nucleotide messenger RNA. RefSeq names its product par-3 family cell polarity regulator (gene PARD3). The transcript is spliced from 25 exons. Gene Ontology annotation, molecular function: protein binding; phosphatidylinositol binding. Gene Ontology annotation, biological process: establishment or maintenance of epithelial cell apical/basal polarity; establishment of cell polarity; cell adhesion. The coding region runs from base 141 to 4205 and encodes 1354 amino acids. The record is from RefSeq and is a predicted model, not a curated record. Lineage: Eukaryota; Metazoa; Chordata; Amphibia; Anura; Bufonidae. Gene Ontology annotation, cellular component: apical plasma membrane; apical junction complex; adherens junction.